GUUGCCUCCAUCGUCUUCUCUACUGUCGAGCGCAGGCCGACUUGAUGGCGAAAUCGUCAUCAUCGCUGUGACUGAGCAGUUGAGUUGACUGCCUACUCCUAGGUCUCAAACGUCGAACCGACAGGGGGUCCCUGCAGCUGGGUUGAUCAUGGGCGUCGACCUCCUCGCGUCAUGAAUCGUCUCGUUUAUCGCGAUGUUGUUCCCCAUGGCGCCUGUCACGGGCGUCGUCGUGCCGAACUGGAUGCUCAUCCUGGAUCUCGCCGCCAUUCUCGUCGUUGUCGCUGCCGAACGCGAUCAAGAUCGAGAUGCAGAACAAGCGACGGCACCGUUGCCAUAAGCGGAUUCUGCACGGACCAAACGUUCAUCGCCUCGCUAUUAAACGUGACGAGCACGACGGUGAAUGCGCGCAUCACGGACCUUACCGGCUACGGCGAGCGCAUGCUCAACCAGAGUAAUACGUACACUCUUCAUCAGAUUUUGCGAGUCAGGCACAGCACGAACACAAGGAAAACAACGGAGGAAGCAAACGGGAAACAGGUAUACACGACAGGGACCGGUCUAUUCUCGUCAAACAACCAUAUCCCCAGGCUUGGACAGUCCCUCGAAGGCCGGGAUCACAUAGGCAGCUUGGACCAAACCAGCGACGAGCUCUAUCGUGACGAGCAUGGACAGUGCGACGUUAACGUGGAUCGAAGAUGGCGUCGCCGAAGAGACGUCUCUGAUGUUUGCCCAUGCCUCCGACAGGAGGAACGCUAUGAACGCAAUGGUGGCCCUGUGUCGCCGCGUUAGCGCGUAUCGCGUGUAGAUGGGGAGCGGCCCCCCAUACCAUGCCAGCCAUACAGCAGGGAUCGCCAGAAGCCUAGGGGCAGACCUCACUGACCUGAGGACUUGGGACAUUGACAAUCUACAGAAGAGUCAUAGAAUUGUCGUCAUUCACAGAAAUCGGUCUACGUCGCCGCGGCCGUGAUGAGUCUUCAGACAAUCUUCACUUUGUGGACCUAUUGAGUCUCAUAAUAUCUCAUUCAGGACGCGAUCGUGAUCAAUGGCUGUGCGUCUCAAUUCGAAUUCACCCGAAGUCAUG
Fomitopsis serialis is the source of this 1081-nucleotide messenger RNA. RefSeq lists its product as uncharacterized. NCBI's taxonomy places the organism in Eukaryota, Fungi, Basidiomycota, Agaricomycetes, Polyporales, Fomitopsidaceae. Bases 172 to 789 code for a protein of 205 amino acids. The transcript is spliced from 5 exons. The record is from RefSeq and is a predicted model, not a curated record.